Molecule: messenger RNA, 866 nt
Organism: Camelina sativa (false flax)
Lineage: Eukaryota; Viridiplantae; Streptophyta; Magnoliopsida; Brassicales; Brassicaceae
Source: RefSeq, a predicted model, not a curated record
CAAAGUCGUAAACUCAACCACAAGAGAAACCUUAUCUUCUUCUUCAUCCUCAUCUUCAUCGAUCUCUCAAAACAAUGCUCUCGUUUAUCUCUAACCAGAUCGACCGGCAAAAAGAUGUCUCUCAUGAGGAAAAAACCCUAAGCGAUCUCGAAAAAUCCGAUGGUUCACAUUUCCCUGGCGAUGACUACCGUCCGUCCGAUCGAAAAAACUGGAUGGCUGGUCUAACGUUGGAGAAACUAACUCUUAACAAGAUCGUGUGGCCAGGAACGCACGAUUCAGCUACCAACGAUAUCGGAAUACCUCUCAUCUCUCGUCCCUUAGCUGAAUGCCAAACGCUCUCCAUCUACGAGCAGCUCGUCCUCGGGACGCGUGUUCUCGAUAUCCGUGUGCAGGAGGAUCGCCAAAUCUGUCAUGGGAUUCUGACGUCAUACGACGUUGAUGUCGUCAUCGAUGAUGUCAUUAGAUUCUUGUCGGAGACUCACUCGGAGAUUAUAAUCUUAGAGAUAAGGACAGAGUUCGGACACAAAGACCCUCCGGAGUUCGAGACUUACUUGGGGGACAAGUUAGGUCAGUUUCUGAUACAUCAAGACGAUAACUUGUUCAACAAGCCGGUAUCAGAGAUUUUGCCGAAAAGGGUUAUUUGCAUCUGGAAACCUAGAGAGUCUCCGAAGCCGAGCCGUGGUGGACAUCUCUGGAACGCAGAUUACUUAAAAGAUAAUUGGAUUGAUACGGAUCUUCCAUGGACGAAAUUUCAGAGCAAUUUGAAGCNGUAUUUCGUUUUGCUCAAGUGUAACCAAAUUUUGACUCGUUAUAAAUCACACAGAAGAACGGAGAAAAGAGAUACCAUCUUAAGCUCUAUUCUGUAG